This is a messenger RNA of Agelaius phoeniceus (red-winged blackbird), 1108 nucleotides long. It is a transcript of the gene TMEM17, whose product is annotated as transmembrane protein 17. The record is from RefSeq and is a predicted model, not a curated record. Lineage: Eukaryota; Metazoa; Chordata; Aves; Passeriformes; Icteridae. Gene Ontology annotation, cellular component: ciliary transition zone. Gene Ontology annotation, biological process: non-motile cilium assembly.
AUGGCGCUGCGUGAGGGGCCCCCGACGCUGCCCGAGCCGCUGCGGCGGCGGCUCGUCUCCUUCAGCAGCUCCGUGUUCAGCGACAGCCACCGCACCGCGCUCGGCGACGGCCCCCGCGCCCCCCCGGGCUUCCCGGGCUACCGCGCAGAUUGUGAAAUCCUUUCCAGUUUGCCACUGCAGAUGUCCCUCUAUUUCAAUGUUUAUUUCUUCCCGUUUUGGUGGCUCAUCACAGUUGCCAUCCUCUACGUGAAGUAUCCAGCCUUAUCAGAUUAUUACAAGUUCAUCCUGGUCACCAUCAUGAUCCUGGUCUCUCUGACGGAGCUCAUUCGGCUCUACCUGGGAUAUGUGGGCAAUCUGCUGGAGAAAGUCCCUGAGCUGGCUGGGUUUUGGCUCCUGACUCUCCUCCCACAGUUGCCUAUAAUUCUCUUCUUGCUAUUUAAUGAAGGUCUGAAAAUCCACUCUCUGGAGCGAGCCGUCCACAUCAUCUUCGCCGCCUUCCUCUCCUUCCAAGUGGUGGCGGCGUUUUUCGCCCUGAGAAGGAUGGUGAACACUCUGGCCACUCGCUUCCGCCUCACCGAGUUCCACCGCCUGGAGGAGCAGCGCCCCGCGCCCGGCCUGUGCAGCCUGGCCGCGGGCAGCGGCUCCCGGGGCUGGUAGGGCCGGAGAUCCCGCCCCGAGCAGCCUGGCCGCGGGCAGCGGCUCCCGGGGCUGGUAGGGCCGGAGAUCCCGCCCUGAGCAGCCUGGCCGCGGGCAGCGGCUCCCGGGGCUGGUAGGGCCCCGAGCAGCCUCAGGGGGUAACAGAGCCCGGCCCAGUGCAGCCACAAUUCUGUUUCCGUUCUGUUGGGUCAUUCUUUGCCUUCUUGCCUCAGAGGUAUGAAAAAAAUAGAUCUCGCUCAAGAGCCAACAUUAAACCUCAGAGGAUGGAGCUCCUUUCUGCAAGGAAAAUCAAAGCCAAUUGCAUAAUUGACCUGAGUGGACUAUUUGUGGACUGAGUAGAUUUGGAGGGUUUUACGUGUUACAAAGUUGUGGCAUUUUUAAAAUACCAGAAGCCUUUUUCCCCACUGUUUGCACAAAAUUAUUUUGUUUACAAUAAAUCUUUUCUACACUU